This is a messenger RNA of Medioppia subpectinata, 2880 nucleotides long. Lineage: Eukaryota; Metazoa; Arthropoda; Arachnida; Sarcoptiformes; Oppiidae. The record is from the annotation of a GenBank genome assembly.
AUGUCUAAGACAUUAACCAUCAACGAGAUGGAUGUGUUGCGCGAAGACAACCAAAGACUGACCAAAGAGUUGUCAAUUGAGAGACAAUUAUCUGAUUUCGACGGCACGGACUCUAAUAACACGGCAGUCAAUGCGCCAACCGUUCAAUUAAUGACCCGGACUUCUGCCGACCAGUCGUUGACUUCCGGCACCCCAUCUAUGGCUUGCAAGACAGAAAACGGGUCGCACUUGAGUCAGGUCGAGCGUAUGGCCGAUUUGGUGGUCACCCGACUACUACACACGGCUAGUGAUCACCCGCAGUGUCCGCUCCAGAGUUGCACCGAUUUGGGUGAAUAUAUUGGAACCGAGUUUCACUACAUGAGUGAACUGAUGCGGCGGUCGUGCGGCCAUAGCGUUGGGAUCAAUUGCCAGUGUCUGUCAUCACCACCACAACAGACAUUCAGUCUUCCAGUACGCGAUAUAACGCCGGCGUCCGUACGAGUCGAGCGGAAUAGGAGGUCAGACACUGGCCAACGGCCGCGUAUGGAUCGCUCGGCUUUCGGUCACGGCUUUGACUACUGGUGUUCGUGGCCGGGCUGUGACCGCGCCUUUCAAACCAAGUGUGCACUUCGUGACCACUACGAGACCACUCAUGCGGCCAACCGGUUGCCAGUGUAUGCGUGCCGUUGGCCCGGAUGUGACUAUAAGACCAAUGAUAAGCAUGGGUUAGUGAAGCACAGCCAUGGCGUACCCGAAGCCAAAUCACACCAUAAGAUAAUCGUCAGUAAGACAUGGAUACCGGAGACGUGUCAUAUGGCCAGCGAUAUCGAUGGCCAACAGUUGUUCACUCCCGACGAUAUCAGUGAACCCAAUCUUGUCAUCGACUUUAAUGGCACCCAAAGUGAUGAUCGAAGCGCUGAUCCAAUAGUUUUUGAUAGGCCGCCGCUGACAAUCACAGGUCAAGUCACGGCACCGGCAACUGAUCCCAAAGUCUAUCAAUGCCUGGAGUGUCCCAAAUCAUUGCCCACCAGAAGAGGCUUAGAAAUACACAACGGUUUGCGUCACAGAAAGACACGCAAUGGUCGGCUCAAAAGGUAUAGAUGUCUUCGCGUGGACUGCAGGCGUCGGUUCGUAUCGCUGGACAAACUACGCGACCACGCGGUCAGUGUUCACCAGCGGCGGCGGUAUCCGUGCCCUUACGACAGGUGCGGCCGAUCGUACGCCACCACAGAUGGCCUUCGGGUUCACACAAUUGUCUGUCACCGAAAGCCCAGCGCCCGUACUAUUGGUAGCGAUUUGUUAGACACGGACUUCGGCCCCAACAACACCGCCAACAGUGGCCGCCAUAUAUCACACGAUAAGCUAAUCAGCGCGAAGACGCGGUCACCCGAAGAGUGUCUGUCGCCCAGCGAUAUGUGUGCUCAACAAUUGGCCACCAAUGACGACGACGACAGCGACGAUACCAUUGAACCCAAUCUCGUCAUUGACUUAAAUGGUUCCCUAAGUGAUGAACAAAGCGCUGAUCAGCAAGUUUUUAGCUGCAAUGACGGCCAUAAAGUGGCGGAUCAGCUAAAGAUACGGCUAAAUAGGCACGAAGAAGAUACGCCGCCUCUGACGAUGACAGGUGAUUCCUUUCACCGGAAACCCGUGGAUCAGUUGCACGCGUCCGGCGAUCAACAGUCGGUCGCUCAGAUGGCCGGACAUAUCACCGCUGGUUUUGUUAAGGACUUGACGCCAAUACCAGCCGUACAUAACGGCAGUCAAAGCAACUACAAUGGCACCAAAAAGCGGUCUCUAAUGAACGGAACUAAUGAGACACAAGUGGUGGACAAUGAGACCACACAAGAGAUUAUUGAUUUGCUCGACAGUGACAACGACUGCAUUGAAGACACCACUAAUAUAUCGUCGACAGCACAGUCGGUGUUGUUCAGCAUUGUCUGUCCGGUGAACGCGUGCGGCAAACGAUACCCAAAUAAGAACUCUUUCAAGAACCACGUGAUGGCCGCACACCCGGGCAUAAACGUACCGAUGACAGCACGCGUUAAGCCCUAUCCCUGUCCGCGAAUGGAUUGUUUAAAAAGCUAUCAAUCGGUUCAAUCACUGCAGCAACACAUCCAGAUCUACCACCGAUUAUCUACAGCACCGGCGACGACAACAAUAACAACACCGGCGCCAAAGCCAUCGCCGCAGCUGAAGCCCUAUCCGUGUCCGCACGACGGCUGCGGUAAAGGGUUUGAAUCCAAACAGUACCUCACUGUUCACGUAAUGAGAGCACACUCUAUGGCCACCGAUGCUAUCAAAACCAAUAGCGAUACCAUUGAACCCAAUCUCGUCAUUGACUUAAAUGAUACCCAAAGUGUUGGAAAAGGUUUUGAUCCAAUAGUUGCCGCUAUACGGAGUCGGGCGGCUACUGGUGUUGUCCAAGUAAUUGACAUUAAGAAGCCGGUGACGGACACCGCAACUCUGGACGGGAUCCAGUGUCCCGACUGUGGCAAAGACUUUAGUAACAAACAUGCGAUGCGUUUGCACUAUAAGUAUAAACACUCGCCGAUUGGCCGCCAGCGAGUCUAUGCCUGCCAUUGGCCCGGAUGUCACUAUAAGACCAAUGUUAAGAGCAAUUUAAAAGUGCACCAAUUGGUCCACAGCGAGGACAGGCACUACCCGUGCGAAUGGCCCGGUUGUGAAUUUAGGGGCAAACUUAAGAGCAAUUUAAAUGUGCACCAAUUGGUCCACACCGAUGACAGGCCCUACGCGUGCAAAUGGUCCGGUUGUGACUAUAGGGGCAAACCCGUCGAGUAUAUCAACGAUCUGUGGUUUAGAUGCCGUGUCAGUCAUGUCGAGCCCGUUAUCCAUAGGCUGUGGUGUCUGUUCUUCGCCGCCAUUCUCUAUACAGAAGAAUAA